GUGAUUAAUUGUGAAUUGGUUUGCUGGCCCAAACGAGCCACUGUCCUCGUGAUCAGGCUGAAGGUGUUGAAGUUGCGAAGAUGCGGGAUCGUAGAGGCUUCGGUGAAGAAGAUGGUGCUUCCUGUGUCCAUGUUCGGCAAGGGACUAGCUGCCUUGGAGUAUCUGGACAUCUGUGAGAAUUGGAUCCCUGGAAAGAGUAUUGUGAGGAUUUUGAAGUUUCCCAGGAUUGCAACUAUUGUUUUCUCUGAGCCCUAUGGAUCUUUUGAGAGAGAACUGGAAAGUCAUGGAUUCACUCUCAAGGAGGAUGUUGAGGUACCUCUGCCAAGGACAGCCGGGUGGCUGGAUGAGUAUUAUGACAACAAAUUCAAAGCUGUGCCUGUCCCUCUUUCAUCAACAGCAAAAAGUUUCUAUGGAGGAAACACAGAUAUGCUGAAUCUGUCUCGCAUCAAGUCAAAGAUGGCGGCUUCCAGCGCCGCGUUGCACGUGCCUUCCGAUCAUGCUUUUUCUUCGCCGUCUGUUGAAGUUCAAUUCAUCGGUCAAGAAAAGGGACGAGGACUCUUCUCAUGCAAGAGUUUUAACAAAGGGGAUGUGAUAUUCCGAGAGCAACCAAUUGUUUGCAGCCAGUUCCUCUGGAAUGAAACUUACAAGUAUGCAGCAUGUGAAUACUGUUUGAAGCCACUGGAGACUGCUGAAGAGAAUGUGAGGAGACUCUGCAACAGACCUGAUAUCAUUCUACCUUUCCCUGAGUUAUGCAUUCUCGACAAGUUCUCUAUUACAUCUUGCCCUAAUUGUGAGAAAAGGUAUUGCUGUAGUUACUGUCAGCAGCGAGCAUGGACUGAAUACCAUGAGACUCUCUGUCUCAGGGGGACCAAGUCAAGUCUCUCCCAUCAUCCAUUAGUCCAGCUUCAGGAAGCAUGGAAGCAGAUGCAUUACCCACCAGAAACAGGUAGCAUCAUGCUGCUGUGCAAAAUGAUUGCUAGAGUAUUGCAGUCUGAAGAUAAGAUGGCCAUGAUGGGGGCAUUUAUGCAGAUGUGUCAUCUUAUUGAAGCUGAGAGUAUGGAGUUGACCCACAAGCUCCUUGGAGAGGAAUUUCAGUCACACUUGGAUCUUCUUCAUUCUUCAAUUCAAAAGUCUUUCCAGUCACCUGACAUUCAUUUGUGGUUGACCCCAGGUGGAUUUCGUUCUCUGGUUGCCCUGGUUGGACGGAAUGGUCAAGGAAUUGGGACAAUCACUGGGAAAGAGGAGUUACUGCCAAGAUAUCUGAACCAAGCUUCUCACAGGAAGAGAAAUUGUAUGAAGAAAUUGAAUCAGGCGAUGGUUGGCUCCUUCCUGGACACAGAAGGCUCAGGAUUGUACUCCAUCCAGAGCUGCAUUAAUCACAGCUGUGUGCCAAAUGCUGAGAUCACAUUCCCAGACAACAAUUCUACAUUGGCUGUUGUUGCUCUGCAAGACAUCCCUGAAGGGACUGAGAUCCUCAUUUCUUAUUUGGAUGAAUGCACACUUAAGAGAAAGUGGAAGACAAGAAAUUCCUUCCUCAGGGAAAAUUAUUUAUUUUCCUGCGACUGUGAACGGUGCAGAAAUGAGUCUCAAAUGUCUAGUACCUGUGAUGAUGACAGGCCGUAA
Messenger RNA from Darwinula stevensoni, 1623 nucleotides. The record is from the annotation of a GenBank genome assembly. NCBI's taxonomy places the organism in Eukaryota, Metazoa, Arthropoda, Ostracoda, Podocopida, Darwinulidae.